CAGAGGAUCUAGCAAGGCUUAUGACGUACUGGGAAAGAUGAGAAUCCAGAGAACUUCUGAGAAUUUUGUUGUCGACAUGGAAAGCUUGUCGAACAUGGCCAUGAAAGAGAGUGCUAAGAGCUCCUGGAUCAUGGGAGGAGUCACAAGAAAGAGUUUGAAGUGUGGAGCUGAGAAGAAGUCUAUUGCUACUGCUAAUGCCAAUGCUCAUGAUCACAAAACCGACGCAGAAAAGGCAGAAGAGGCUAUUAUUACCACACCGGAAAGGCCAAACAUGGAGGCCGGAGGGAAGACGACCGAUCAUUCUAAUGGCGCACAAGCAAAUCAUCAAAUCACUAUCGCCACCACCAUCUCUGAUGUCGUUGGUGACAGCAAAUGCACCGUAGCGGGUGGCAAAUGCAUCGUCCGGAGGAGUGCCUCGAGACAUACUUAUCUUCAAUGGAUUCUUUAUCCCAAGAGGAUUCUCUUCUUCUUUGCUACCUUAUCAAGCAUGGGAACAAUCCUGCUCAUAUACUUUACCCUUUCCAUCACCAAUCCACAACUGGAUGGCAACCCUCCUUGAUCUUGAACCAUCAAGUUGCAAUUAUGUUAGGACAUUGAAACACCACCCAAUUAGUCGUUCAUAAUAGCAAAUAUAAAAAUCAUUUCUUGGAUCUAGAAA
Rhodamnia argentea is the source of this 658-nucleotide messenger RNA. RefSeq lists its product as uncharacterized. The transcript has 5 exons. The record is from RefSeq and is a predicted model, not a curated record. Lineage: Eukaryota; Viridiplantae; Streptophyta; Magnoliopsida; Myrtales; Myrtaceae. Bases 38 to 559 code for a protein of 173 amino acids.